Messenger RNA from Candida albicans SC5314, 1023 nucleotides. RefSeq lists its product as uncharacterized. Gene Ontology annotation, molecular function: DNA binding. The transcript has a single exon. NCBI's taxonomy places the organism in Eukaryota, Fungi, Ascomycota, Pichiomycetes, Serinales, Debaryomycetaceae. The coding region runs from base 1 to 1023 and encodes 340 amino acids. The record is from RefSeq and is a predicted model, not a curated record.
AUGCAUCCGUAUCAAGCUUCUGGUGGUAACAAUAAUCUUUCAAGUGGAAAUGCAUCCACAAACAUACCUCAAGUCACAUCCCCAACCCAAUCAAAUUUGAGACAAGGCUACCUGCAACAAGUGCCAACACAAAACAUCACUAACAAUUCUUAUUAUCCAAGAAACACAUCGAGCAACGUAGCUCCAAAUCUACUUCCUCAUUUAUCCUACAAUGGCAUACUUCCCCCACGUACAUUUAUUGGCACAUCACCUUUGAAUGGAAUUCCACCUCCUGCGUAUGGAAGUCAACCAAAACAAUAUCAACAAGCGCAGCCAUCAAAUCAGCGUCUUAGUUUCCGUAAUGAUCAACCCCAACAAUUAGAUCCAAAGCAACUUCAAAAAAUAACAUCGCCAUACCAGCAAACUUCGCAACAAUCUUUAUCACCACCACCUCCACAGCAGCAACAACAACAACAAAGUUAUUACCAACAGUCACUGCAGAAUUAUUCCCGGGAAUCCUCACAGCAUCCUCAAGGACAGCAGACGCGUGGGUUAUUAUCAUCAGGAAAUAGCAGUAACCAAAUAAAUCUCUCGGCUUCGAUUCAGCAAGAUGACCAUAGACAACAUAAAUCUAACAACCACAAAAAGACAAAUGAAUCAAAUGUGGUUGCAAAACCUAUUGAUCAAAUAGAUCCUUCUACUGGAAAGAAAAAAAGGGGUCGCCCCAAAAAAUUCAUACUUGAUCCUUCAACAAACACUAUGAUUGAUUCAACGCAUCCCAAUUUUAAACAGUUGAAUAAAGCGUUGAAAGAUGGAAAUAUUGACCAAGAUGUGAGGUCUAAUGGAAACAACGUCACUAAUGAUAUGAGUGUAUUACUCAAUUCUUCAGGGACAGUAGACGGAUUUAAUGACUCGGAGUUGAAAGAAUUACUAAAGAAGAAAGACAGAAGAGGUCGACCAAGAAAAUUCCCUGUUGAAGAAACUGGGGUAACUAUUAAAGGGGUUAGAAUUAAUGGAAGCGGUAUUUCCAAAACCAAAAAUUAG